Schistosoma curassoni is the source of this 2205-nucleotide messenger RNA. Lineage: Eukaryota; Metazoa; Platyhelminthes; Trematoda; Strigeidida; Schistosomatidae. The record is from the annotation of a GenBank genome assembly.
GAAUGGAUGGCCUUUAACUAAAUCCGCAGGUUCACUUUCGUUUCCAUAUUUGUUGGGACGACGUUCUAAGAUGAACAAUUAUACUGGACAAUAUGGAUACAUGUUUCCGAUGCAACCAAAUUAUACUUGGGGUCCAAACCAAGUGCAUACACCUGUUCAAGAGCCACAAUAUACCUAUGGUUAUGACUCGACUAACCAGCAGCCCCCUCCGUACACUGACUAUAUGGGACCCCAGGUACAAGAUUAUGAAUCGCCCGUUAAUGAUUUUAAUGGUCAGUAUGGAUAUUCCACAAAUUCCACACCUACUCAACCUGGUUAUAAUGCUCAAUGGAGUGGGAAUCAAUUCCAAACUCCAUCACAUGAUUCAAGUUAUUGGUAUCAUUCUCGAGAGCCACCAAUCAAUAGUCAACCACGAUAUCAACCUCCUCCGUCUACGCCUAUACUUGAACAAAAUCGAAAACCUAAACUACGAAUAUACUGUAAAUACUGUGAUGUAGCAUUCACGGAUGAGCAUACUUAUUCCAUACAUUUGGAUACUGAAAGGCACAUCCGUAAUUUUAAACGUAGCUUUAAUACAACUGAAGAUAGAAGGGGUAAAGGAAAGUCUAGAAGUGACUACCGCAGAAGUAAUAACAGAAACAGAAAACCUAAUUUCUACUGUGAAGAUUGCAAACGAUCAUUUCAAAGAAAAGAACAAUACCUUGAUCAUAUCACAGCAGAGGGACAUAUGAAAAAGUCUGAUCGUAACAAAAAUGAGUCAGACGAAGGAGAAUCUAAAAAGGCUCCAAGACGUACAGAUUAUUGUGAUGUAUGCGAACAAACAUUUCAAAAUGGUCGUCACUUUUAUGCUCAUCUAAAGUGGAAAAAGCAUAAACGUCUUUGUAGAGUUGCUAGACUUUUAAGAGGACAACUGAAAAAGACACCGGAAGAAGUUGCUAAUGAUCCAUUGGGUUCGUUCACAUUGUAUAUGAAUAAAGACUGCUCUGUUCCAUAUGGGAACUAUGGAGACUGUAAGGAAGUCGAAUUGGAUGCUGGAAAUGCAUUUUUGCAAAAAUUCCUCGACUUGAAACAUUUAAUCUCUCAAGAACCAAAUCCAGUUGGCGAGGAAUUUAUUCAGGAGCAAGUAUACAAUACACGAGAUUUGGAAUAUAGCUGUUCACUUUGUAAAGCAGAUUUAAUUGGAGCUGAUGAUAUAGAAAAUCAUCUACGUACUCUUACACAUCAAAAAAAAUAUAAGGAGAAAUUUAAUUUGGAGGAAUUUGCAUUUGAAGAAGAAAUGAGAUUGUCUGCAUCCGAUUCGGUUUUCGCUGUAUGGAAAACAUGUCAGUCUAGAGCUAGUAAAGAAUUGGCAAGAAUUAUCGGAGAAAAAGGUUUUCAUUUAUGUGUUUGUGGUUUCCGUAUUACUUGCUAUGAUGAUAUGCGAAAACACUUUCCAAUUAAAUACUAUGAUAUUCAUCCACGAAUUCGUUCAUGGAAAAAAAGUUUAGAAAAAUGUAUUCGAUCGCGUGCUGAUCGUCAUAGGAUUGAUUAUAGAGAUUGUUACACUAUUCUAACUUUAUUUGGACUCCCCAGCCACAUUAUUGAUAUGAAGAGAGAACAUGCUUUAGAAACUGCCAAAGCUAAACUGUUAGAAGAUUCUACAAAAGAAGAGUCAGCAACAGAUGCUCGUGGAGAUGGUGAAGACGAAGAUGAGGAGGAAAAUGACGAUGAAGAAGAAGAGGAAGAAGAACGAAAGUCAGUCAAGGAAGAUGAACCUCCUAAAGACCCUAUAUCAAAUGCAGAGUGUGUUGAGGAUACACAUGCGGAAUCGUCGUAGGAUAGCUGCUCGUUAUAUGUUAUACAUUAGUUGUAAAGUACACUAAAAUGGUUAUUUAGAGAACAAAUUUCGUUCUCGCUUUUGUCAAUGCUAUGUAAGACAAUAACCGGUCUUAUUUUGCUCGUUUCGUUUAUUAAGUGUUUUCAUUUCACUUGCUCUUUCGUCAAAUACUAUCAUCUUGUCUCAUUUUUUCGAUGCAUUAAUGAUAUUCUUUUUAAUGCAGCAUCAUAUCUACAUUUCUAAAUUACGCCCGUUUCCGUUUUUAUGCAUUUGUUAUGUUUGAGAGUAGGUCGUCUUUUCUUCUUACUUAAUUGGGAUUGUUUGGGUUUAUCUGUUCGCAUUUGAUGUGUACCAUCUUUCAGUGCUUUCGAAAACUUCUUAAUGUUACC